UUCAUGAUUAUGUUUAUGUUUUCGUUAAAACAAUUUAGUGGGCAUUUGCAUAAAUAAUCCUGUCAUUAUUUUUUUGGAAAACUAGUCAGUCAUUCGGACUGAUGAAAUAAAGAUAGCUGACUUUGUUUGCUUAAACAGCAAAUUUGUUUGUUGUCUUUAAACUUCAAAUAAUUUCAUGAAAUAAAGUGUUGCAAUAAAAACACAAAAUGCAUAUCAGUUACACUUUCACGAGUGUAGACAAAAUUACUUAGACCUCCUUGAAACCAACUGUUGAAUCUGCUCAUAGUCCAGUGACUCAUAAUCUUUUUGCAUCAAUAGGAUGUUGCAUAAGUGGAAAAGUAACAGAAAUACGUAUUUAUUUGCAACACAUCAUCACCAGAUGACAAUCUGUAGUCUGAUGUCAUUAUUUUGGAACUGUUAAAAAGGAAGUGAUACUUUUCUUAGAGUCUUGAAAACCAGUGGUGAAUUUAGCUUUAAUAUCUUUAUCCAUACGUGAAGAACCAUCAGAGUCUGAUGGCGGCUCUGACUGAGAACAUGCUGACAGUCAACAUGCUACUGAGUGUCUUCCUUCUGCCAGGUGUUUUGGCGAAUUCCUGUAACCGCACUACACCAGCCCUCCACAUCACUGCACCAAAGGAGAUUGAAGCUCUGACUGGAUCUUGUUUGCCAAUCCCAUGUAGCUUUAAUACACCAGAGACAGCAUUUGACAACAGCAAAGCUGUUGCUGGGAUUUGGAUGAAACAUAACUUAGAUUUUAAAGGUGAUCCAAGAAAUGUUAUUUUCAAUAGCACUAGGAAAGAUAACACCUAUCAACUGGAGAUUAUUGGAAACUUGAGUGAGAAAAACUGCACCAGUCUGUUUCGUGACUUGAACUCCAGUCAUACAGAGAGAUAUUUCUUCAGAGUUGAGAAUGGGCCAUUCAGAGCAACAGCUUGUAGCAACCCAAUUAACAUAAAAGUUAAAGAUUCUCCAUGGAGUCCCAGCAUUAAUGUUCCCUCUUACCUGAAGGAGCAUCAGUCUGUCACUGUAACCUGCUCAGCUUUCACUCCCUGUCCACACUCACCUCCUGAACUCACCUGGAAUCUCCAACAAGACUCUCUCAGACAAACUGAGAAAAACACAGAUGGAACAUUUACAACUAAAAUCCAGGAGAACAUCACUCUGUCAGACACACAUGAUGGAUACAACAUCAGCUGUUCUGCCAGAUAUCCUGUGAUUGGAGGAAACAAGACAGCAGAGACAGAAGUGACUCUCAAUGUUUCCUAUGCUCCUAGAAACACCUCAGCAUCCAUCAGUCCAUCAGGUUUGGUGUCAGCAGGUAGCUGGGUGGAGCUGAGCUGCUCCAGCAGAGCCAAACCUCCACCCAGCUUCACCUGGUUCAGGAUCAGUGAACAUGGAAACAUUAAUGUAUCUAUGGAGCAGAUUUACAGCUUCAAUGUUACUGAUGGAGGAAAGUAUCACUGUGUGGCUACAAAUCAUCUGGGGAAUCAAACGUCACCAAUAAUCUCUAUAAGUAACAAAGGUCCAACUGCCAGUCUUGCAGUCUGGAUGGAUAUUUUAGUGGGAAUCAUUGUGUUCAUCUGCCUGAUUGUUGUUUGUGCUUGGUACUUGAAGUGCAAACGUGCAACUCCACAACAGACUCAGAGUCAAACAGGUGAGGAUGCUGCUGUUGAAAAAUCAGCCGAUGGAAGAGAGGAAAUACUUCAUUAUGAAGAAGUGAACUUCCUUCAGAGGAGACCUGGAGCUUCCUCCAUGUCAGCACAGGACAGCAGGCAGCAGGAGACGGUGUACUCUCAGGUCAAGGUGUCUGUUGCCACGGCAGAAGAUCUCUGCGCUCAAGUGAAGGAAAUCUGAUGUGUUUUAUGUCAGAAGGCUUGACCUUUUUGACUUGUUAGUUUUGGACAGAGUUCAGUGGGCGAACGUCUUAAACCCACUGGUCUCAUAAUCUUAUCAUAAGUGUCAUUGUUUCUACUCUUACGAAAAAUCCCACGAAAAUCACAUGUGGAAAUGUGUGAUUCACAUGUGAU
Molecule: messenger RNA, 2027 nt
Organism: Gambusia affinis (western mosquitofish)
Lineage: Eukaryota; Metazoa; Chordata; Actinopteri; Cyprinodontiformes; Poeciliidae
Product: sialic acid-binding Ig-like lectin 12
Exons: 7
Coding region: 514-1854 (446 amino acids)
Source: RefSeq, a predicted model, not a curated record